Messenger RNA from Trichoderma gamsii, 1005 nucleotides. RefSeq lists its product as hypothetical. The transcript has 4 exons. The record is from RefSeq and is a predicted model, not a curated record. Gene Ontology annotation, molecular function: dioxygenase activity. Bases 1 to 1005 code for a protein of 334 amino acids. Lineage: Eukaryota; Fungi; Ascomycota; Sordariomycetes; Hypocreales; Hypocreaceae.
AUGGCGACGGACGCUGCAGUGAGCCAAGACGGGCUUUUCAUUCCCCUCAUCGAUUUUUCAAGAUUCCUGAAUGGUGAUUCAUCCACACGCUUGGAGACGGCCAAAGCCAUUCUCAAAGGCUUCCAGGACGCUGGCUUCAUCUAUCUCAAAAACCAUCCCAUUUCUCAAGACACAGUGAGACAUGCUUUUGCCAUGUCAGCAAACUUCUUCGCGCAGCCUUUGGAGAAGAAAGCCGCGCUGGAGUGGACUACUCCACAGGCCAAUCGCGGUUAUGUGGCUCACGGGCGAGAAAAAGUCAGCCAGCUAAAUGACGCUGCAGAAGUAGAAAAGAUUCGUAGCGCAGUCCCGGACUUGAAAGAGAGCUUUGAAAUCGGCCGCGAUGACGAGGCCGGCCACCCGAACAACUGGCCCGAGGAACAAGGCGCAGUUACGGGCUUCAAGGAAGACAUGAAGAGCUUCUUUCAGGAGUGCAAAGCUUUGCAUGUAGAGGUUAUGCGGGCUAUUGCCACGGGGAUGAGCUUUGAAGAAACCUUUUUUGACAGGUUUCUAGACGUUGGCGAUAACACUCUACGACUGCUGCACUACCCAGAAGUCAAGUCUGAUGUUUUCAACACGCCGGGCCAAGUCCGUGCUGGUGAACACAGCGAUUAUGGAUCAAUCACUUUACUCUUCCAAGACAACCGCGGCGGCCUGCAAGUCAAGAGUCCAAAUGGGAAUUUUAUCGACGCAACUCCCAUCGAGAACACCAUCGUUGUUAACGCCGGAGACUUGCUGGCGAGAUGGAGCAAUGAUACGAUCAAGAGCACCAUUCAUCGCGUAGUUGAACCCCCGCGAAAAGAAGGCAAGACGUAUCCUUCACGGUAUAGCAUUGCAUACUUUUGCAAUCCCAACUUCAAGGACCUCAUCGAAGUGCUGCCAGGAACAUAUGCAACGGAGAAAGAGAAGAAGUAUGAGAGCAUAAAUAGCGGCGAUUAUCUUGUCCAGAGACUCACUGCAACAUAUUAA